CUGAAUGUUGUUGUUGGUGGAGAGACUACAAGAUCGAAGAGGGAGAGACUGCAAGGAAGGCAGAGAGACGGCAGGGAAGGGGAGUGAUGGACAGGGAUGAGGCUAGACAGCCAGGGGCCCUUCUAUGACAGCCUGAUGUCUCCGGCUAUAGACACUGACCCCAGACACACACAAGAGACAGCCGUCCUCUGACUACAACAAGAGACAUCCCUCUACCCACCAGGAGAAACACCAGACAUCCCGCUCACCGCUCGUUUGGUGGAUGAGACUGACCAAGACCAACCCCGGAGAGACGACCGACCAAGACCAACCCGGAGAGACCCCACACCCCGAAUCCCGAGACGUCUCCUCACCUGAACGGACGCCUCUGAGACACCAGCCAGAGCUCAGGGCAGCGCCAGCCGAGGGAUGUGCAUGGAGAACUGAGCCUCCUGGAAGCGCCAUCUUUGCCCCCGGCCUGUCAGUCAAGUCCUGGGCUUUGGAGAUCCAGGAAGGGGGUCUUAGUCCCCUCUUCAUGUCUGUCCAGCCGUUGGACAUCAGGAUGAACCUUCCUAGCCAAUCUGUGGAGGUCACCCCUCUCCUUUCUGCAGCAGUGCCCUCUUCAAGCAGCCUCCCCCCAAGUCCCGGGGAGUUGAGGCAAGAGCCACGGGCAGCUAGUGGUCCCGGAGCGGUUAUGGACCCGGUGAACCGGGAGCAGCAGCUCCAGCAGCAACUCAUCCUCCUGAAACAGCAGCAACAACUUCAGAAACAGCUACUUUUUGCCGAGUUCCAGAAGCAACAUGAGAACCUGACAAGGCAACACGAGGUCCAGCUCCAGAAGCACCUCAAGCAGCAGCAAGAGAUUUUGGCAGCCAAGAGGCAGCAGGAAUUGGAACAGCAAAGGAAACGAGAGAGGCAGAGACAAGAGGAGGCCGAGAAACAGAGACUGGAGCAACAACUCCUGAUACUCAGGAACAAAGAGAAAAGUAAAGAGAUUUUACCUUUUGUCCCCGUCUGUCAUUUUGUGUCCCACCAAGGUGCCAUAGCCAGCACAGAGGUGAAGCUAAAGCUUCAGGAAUUCCUGCUCAGCAAGUCUAAAGAGGUGCCAGGAAUUGCAAACCAUUCCAUCCUACAGCACCCCAAAUGUUGGGGAACUCACCAUACCUCACUAGACCACGGCUCCCCUCCUCAGGCGGGAUCUCCAGCUACUCCUCCUUCUUACAAGAUGUCUCUACUGGGAACCUGCGAUGGGCGAGAUGACUUUCCUCUUCGCAAAACUGCCUCUGAACCUAAUCUAAAAGUCCGCUCACGGUUAAAGCAGAAGGUUGCAGAGCGACGCAGCAGCCCCCUCCUCCGCAGGAAGGAUGGAACGGUCAUUAGCGCUUUCAAGAAGAGAGCCAUUGAGAUUCAAGUGUCCUCAGUAUGUAAUAGCGCCCCCGGAUCAGGACCCAGCUCCCCAAACAGCUCAAAUAGUGCCAUCUGUGAGAAUGGAUUGACUGGGAGUGUGCCCAAUAUUGCCAGUGAGAUGUUGCCUCAGCAAAGAGUCCUUACGUUAGACGGGACAGGAGGGCCUUUGGGCCUAUACACUUCUCCGUCACUACCCAACAUCUGCCUACAGGGAAGCGCCAGCAGCCUCAGUGGCCAGUUUACCCCCCAGGAGGGGGCUGAACGCCAAACCUUAAGGUCGGGUGGUCCUUUCCUCAGCACCACAACCCUCCCCACCCUGGAUGGAGGGGAGAUCAGUUUAGGUGCCCCGUCCCUACUGCAGCAUGUCCUCCUAUUGGAGCAAGCCAGGCAGCAGAGUGCCCUUAUAACAGUCCCGUUACAUGGUCAAUCGCCCCUGGUGGGGGGAGAACGCGUGUCCAGUUCCUUACGGUCGGUCACAAAAGGCCCACGACAUCGUCCGCUGAGCCGCACACAGUCCUCUCCACUCCCGCAAAGUCCCCAGGCCCUUCAGCAACUAGUACUUCAACACCAGCACUACCUAGACCAACAGCAGCUCAGCAAGAUGCAGGUUGUUUUCUAUCAGACUGUGGAGGGAUUACGCCCGCCACCCACCCACCCCGAGGAAACAGAGGAGGAACUGACUGAGCAAGAUGGCGGAGAGCGGUGUCGAGCUGUGUUCACCUUGGAUGGAGGCACAGAGAGCGAGGAAACGCAAGAGGAGGAAGAGGGAGGAGAUGACGAUGACGAAGACAGUGAAGAGGGGCCGACCAACGGCUCAGAGAGCACAUUCAAAAAGCUGUUCCCAGAUGCCCUCCCUCUCUAUCAAGGCUCUCUUCCUCAUUCAGCCCUAAGUCGGACCCAGUCCUCUCCAGCAGCUCCACUCACCUCCUGCAGUUCAGAAUCGCGACGACGUGUCCUGAGCACUACAGGCUUAGUCUAUGACACUCUUAUGCUGAAGCAUCAGUGUACCUGUGGAGACACCAAUAACCACCCAGAGCAUGCUGGGAGAAUACAGAGUAUCUGGUCCCGACUGCAAGAAACUGGUCUCCUCGGCAAGUGCCAGCGCGUACGAGGAAGGAAAGCCACGCUGGAUGAAAUUCAGACGGUUCAUGCUGAGCAUCACACCCUGUUAUAUGGGACCAGCCCACAGAGCCGUCACAAGCUGGAGAGCAAGAACCUGCUGGGUGAGGAGCUGACUGUACAGGCUCGUGAUAAGUCUGGGGAAAUAAAUGAAGAAUGGGGACCUCUUUCUCAGAAGAUGUAUGCAGUUCUGCCCUGUGGAGGGAUUGGGGUGGACAGUGACACUGUGUGGAACGAACUACACUCCCCAGCUGCUGUCCGAACAGCUGUUGGUUCCCUUCUUGAGCUGACAUUCAAAGUGGCAUCUGGAGAGCUGAAAAAUGGAUUUGCAGUUAUCCGACCCCCAGGACACCACGCUGAGGAAUCGGUUGCCAUGGGUUUCUGUUUUUUUAACUCUGUAGCUAUCGCUGCCAAAUUGCUCCGCCUGAAGAUGAAUGUGGGCCGGAUCCUGAUAGUGGAUUGGGAUAUUCACCAUGGUAAUGGAACACAACAAGCCUUCUACAGUGACCCCAAUGUCCUUUACUUGUCUCUCCACCGUUAUGAUGAUGGCAACUUCUUUCCCGGUAGUGGCUCUCCAGAGGAGGUUGGCACCGGUUGUGGCGUGGGAUACAAUGUGAACAUUGCAUGGACAGGAGGUGUGGAACCCCCUAUUGCGGAUGCUGAAUAUCUUGCUGCUUUCAGAACGGUGGUCAUGCCCAUAGCUCAGGAGUUCUCCCCUGAUAUUGUCCUGGUCUCCGCAGGAUUUGAUGCAGUGGAGGGGCACCAGAGCCCACUCGGAGGAUACUCUGUUACAGCUAAAUGUUUUGGUCACCUUACCGCACAGUUGAUGUCUCUGGCGGGUGGAAGAGUUGUCAUGGCUUUGGAAGGGGGUCAUGACUUAACAGCCAUCUGUGACGCCUCUGAGGCGUGUGUAUCGGCUCUUCUAGGCUUGGAGCCUGCGCCAAUUGAGAACAGCGUCCUGCAGCAAAGGCCCAACGACAACGCACUGAGCACACUAGAGAGAGUCAUUGCUAUCCAGAGAAAACACUGGAGCUCCUUAAACAACAUGACUGUGGGUCAUUCCCUUUUGGAAGCACGGCGAGGAGAAGCAGAGGAGGCGGAAGCCGUUACUGCAUUGGCCUCAUUAUCAGUAGAUACAGAACAGAGCAAUACAGACUGUAUCUCUAGGCCAUUGGAAGAGCCCAUGGAGGAAGAGCCAGCUCCUUGAUCUCCCCCUCCCCCUCUCUUUGGACUCCACACACCGCAAUCCUUUUUUUUAUUUUCCUUUCUUAGUUUUUGUUAUGGUGAUCGGUUUAUUUUUUCUAUUAAAACCAAGAAACAGAAAAAAAAAAAAAAAAGAAAAAAUGAGAAAAUAUAAAUGGGUCACAUGUCCUGUGUUCAAGCGGGCAAGACUAGCACACCCACCCUUCCCUCUCCUCGGGACCCCUCACUCUAAGCCUACACCCUGUCUCUGCUGCUGAGUCUGGUAAUGCUACUGCUAAUGUUCCAUUGAUUUGUGCCUCUUACACCACUGAUAUCCUCACAGCUUCCUUUUAGUACUUCUGUUCCAUGUCUUAAAGUGGGCCUGCUGUAUACACACAGUAGAAGCAGCCAUUUUGAAAGCCUGACAAGAUGGCCAGUACCAAACAUCAUCUAGGGAAUAUGUUUUGUUGGGUGGAAUCUUGAUUUUUUUGGGACCCAAAAGAGUGGGUUUUGUUAUGGCGGAACUUUGAUGAAGGGGCCUAUUAUGUCAAUAUAUCUUUUUGACUUAUAUUGGCAUGAAUGAUGACCUGUUUAAUGUCUCUUGACAUGUACACGUGGUUUCUAUUGAAUGUUUUUUUUUUAAAUAUUGGAUCAGGCCUAAAGAUGGCGGCAAUUACUGUGUAGGCACUGGGUUCACUUUACAUGCUCAUCAGUUGAAUUCCUAUAUUUACUAAGGCCCAUUUCAUUUCAUCCUAAGGAUCGUUGCUUUCAAAUGUUACUCAAUUUACUAACUGCUGAAUGGCAUGAAAAGAGUUUUUGGGUCAAUUGUGAAGGGAACCUUGAACUCAUCAGCGUUUGGUAAGGACAGCGGUCAAGUCACUUCAAGAGUUUUUCCAUGAGAUGUCUACCUGUCAUUUAUAUUCAGGUGGUUAAAGGGUGAUGGGGCAGAGUCAGGUCAGGCUCCUCUAGUGAUCUCCUCCUCUCACAGAAGCAUUAGUGUGACCAUAAACAGGAGAAGAUUUACAGAGGAACUUAAUGGCACCGGAUCUGGCAAAACGUAGGCAUGACUUUGCAUAGACUAAAUCCAUCUCUUUCUACUCAAGCUGAAGAUACCACUGCCUAAACACAGGUUUGUUUAUCAUUAGAUCAAAUGUGCAGUUUUGUGUUGAGUGAUUGGAGGUAUACAUCCAACAAUGACUGUACUAACCAUUACAGCCUUGGAAAGCCUCCUAUAUUGCUGAUUCAUGAUACUUUGUUGAUCGACAUGGCCAGUUGGUGAUCAGAUGAAUAUUGUUUUGGAUGACAAGCAAGGCUGGAAAGUUAACACAUACUACCAGUUCUAUGCUACUUAUAUUCGGAGAUUGCCAUUCUGUUGUAUCUUGGCAGAUUUGCAAUUCUAUACCCAGUGAAUCUGCUGGUUACCAUAAAGCAAGUAAACACCCAUCCCAUGUCUAAUGGCGCGUACACACGGUCGGAAUUUCCGACAAGAAAAGUUCCGACCGUGUGUAGGCCCCAUCU
This is a messenger RNA of Rana temporaria (common frog), 5205 nucleotides long. RefSeq names its product histone deacetylase 5 (gene HDAC5). The coding region runs from base 263 to 3712 and encodes 1149 amino acids. Gene Ontology annotation, cellular component: histone deacetylase complex. Gene Ontology annotation, molecular function: histone deacetylase activity. Lineage: Eukaryota; Metazoa; Chordata; Amphibia; Anura; Ranidae. Gene Ontology annotation, biological process: negative regulation of transcription by RNA polymerase II; chromatin organization. The transcript has 26 exons. The record is from RefSeq and is a predicted model, not a curated record.